Phytomonas sp. EM1 is the source of this 318-nucleotide messenger RNA. Lineage: Eukaryota; Euglenozoa; Kinetoplastea; Trypanosomatida; Trypanosomatidae. The record is from the annotation of a GenBank genome assembly.
AUGCGUCGGAGGCCGCCUCGAACCCGGAUCCCGUGGCAGCCUCGGCGAGCGACGGGAAGGAGCAGCGGGGUGGGAAUGCAACGGCCCCGACGGAUGCCGACGCGUCCGGCGAGAAGAAGAGCGGGGAGGGGCGGGAGCAGCCGACGUCGUCGGCGCCGCCGCCGGUGUUGGUGCGGUAUUUCGGUACGGUGCGGACCUACGACUCGGAGGAGCGUCGUGGCUACAUCCGCUGCGAUGAGCCCGGCGAGCUCGCCGUCUUCUUCCACGCGGAGACGGUCCUGUGGGACUUCGGCCUGCCGCCGCCUCAGCGACGGCUGA